AUGGAAAACACAAGAAAGCAAUACCUUCAGCCGGAAGCAGAACAGGAGAUCAUUGGAAUGUGUCUUAACACCACGCCUGUGCGAGUUCAAGUUGAACCGACUGCCGGAGUUCGUGACCUCUUGACGAUGAUCCAGCAACAGCAUAUUGAGGCACUUGAACAUGAAACUAUUGAUUGGCUUGAUAUGGUCGCGAACAGUACCUCCUGGGCGGCCGACAAUGAUCUUGAUUCAGUCGUGCUGCAUGAGAACGUUAAGACUUUGCAGGAGAUCUACCUUGGCAAUACUGCUGGACAAAUGCACGAGCCUAUUUUCAAGGACUCAAAUGUGAAGCAACAUCUUCUUAUUACUUUCCCAUGCACUCAAAGCUUGACAACCUUCUUGAUAACAAGGACCGGCUUGCUAGAAAAGAGUUUUGCUGAGGGACUGGUGUCCAAGUUCAACGAUACCCUGGUGAGGUUUUAG
Molecule: messenger RNA, 462 nt
Organism: Penicillium nucicola
Lineage: Eukaryota; Fungi; Ascomycota; Eurotiomycetes; Eurotiales; Aspergillaceae
Exons: 1
Coding region: 1-462 (153 amino acids)
Source: RefSeq, a predicted model, not a curated record